Messenger RNA from Elgaria multicarinata webbii, 4507 nucleotides. It is a transcript of the gene SENP7, whose product is annotated as SUMO specific peptidase 7. The transcript has 24 exons. Lineage: Eukaryota; Metazoa; Chordata; Lepidosauria; Squamata; Anguidae. Gene Ontology annotation, cellular component: cytoplasm; nucleus. Bases 89 to 3277 code for a protein of 1062 amino acids. Gene Ontology annotation, biological process: proteolysis; protein desumoylation. The record is from RefSeq and is a predicted model, not a curated record. Gene Ontology annotation, molecular function: SUMO-specific endopeptidase activity.
GACGAACGAACUACCGGCGACCGUCGGGAUAAACAAAGGCGAAGCGCAACCGGGGGAGUAACGUGCCCAUAUCUAGCCAGCAGCAAACAUGGAAGGAUGUGGAACAAAACCAUCUUCAGGUCUUCAAAAUUAUCGAAUACCAAAGAAGGUAUCAAACACACAGUCAGAAGAUGCCCAUUUUCAGUCCCCGUUGUCCAGACUCGGAGACACUCACCAGAGGGAACAUCCAUUACAAGGGCGGACAUCAAUACAAAGAAAUAAGUACAGAAGAGAAGACACUCGGAAGAGAAAAAGACACUGGGGGAAAUGUUACAUCGACGAUGAAGGGCAACCCAAAGUUACCUUGACGAAUGUCCUGAAGACGGAAAUAGGAAGAAAGUACAUAAAGACACAGCUUAUAACUGAUGCUAAUUUAUCUCAUGGUGUCAAGUUGCAGUCAGAUCAACAAACCUCAUCGUCUGUUGACACUGUAGAGAUAUGGCAAAUCUUAAGCCCUCUUCACCAAAGCCUUUUUAUAUCUAAAAGGCAACCCAAAGUUACCUUGACGAAUAUUCUGAGGACGAAAGCAGGAAGAAAAUAUAUGCAAAGACAUCUUUUAACUGAUGCUAAUCUAUCUGAUGCUAACAAGUUGCAAUCAGAUGAACAGCCCUCGUCAUCUUUUGCCAGCCUAGAAUCAUGUCAAAAAAUAAGCUCUCAACAAUGCCGUAUUUUAUCUAAAAGGUAUCAAAGAAGGCCAAAUGACCAGAAGCCAUCUAGAGAUGCACAAAAUAAUAAUGCUUUGCUGACUCUAAGAAGAUGUGAUGUGGUGCUAGAAGACUGCAGCAUAAAGAAUAAAGAAGGAGAUCGUCCAGAAAAAGAAAGAAAAGAUCCCAAGAAUACUUCUCCUGGUUUGAGGGAGGCAAGCUUUCAAAAUAGUGAGAGCAGAAAAACAAGGCGUGAUGUUUUUCCAAAUCAGCGGAAUGCAUAUUCUCCACAAAAAUCACCACUGGCAAGCGAAGAACAGAGGAUAGAACCAAUUCAAUCACCUGGCUGGAGAGGCUCAAAUGAAAAUCGGCAGAGUCAUCAGCACAACCCUCAGCAGGAAAAUAUUCCCCAGCCUUUGGAAUCGGAUUGCAGUGAAACAUUCAUCCCCACUAAACAAGACACUGCCGUAAGCUGUCCAGGUGAAAACAGCUCAAACUCUUCUCCCAGGAGAAAGCAGCAUUCUGCCACCAAUAAGGCCGAGCAGAUUUCACCGCUAACCAGCUCUGGUAGGAAGCAGAAAAUGCAUAUAAUUCUGCGCCUGAAAGAGCCGUUGAAUAGAUCAGAAAGAAAUAAGGAGACAGACGAUUCAACUGAGCCAAUUGUUCUUUCUAGUGAUGAAGAAGAGGGAAGUACUGAAACAAAAGAUCCAGAGAGAGAUUUCCAGACUGGAAAAGGCCAUAAACUUAAGGAGAAGAAGAAGAAAGAACAAGAGUCUGCACUACCUUUAUCAAAAGAGUUAUUGCAUGGUGUAACUGAAAGCAAAACUGAACAACUUUCAACUGAAUCGCUUACACUUCACUCCUCUGCAGACUGUAGUGCCUUCAGUGAAGAGAUGGAUCUUGCCUUGGAUAUAAAAUCUGAAAUGCUAUAUAUUGGGAAAUAUAAAGGAACAGCAACAGGUUGUGUCCGAUUUACAGCCAAGUACAUUAAGAUUCCGUUUGAAGUGACUCUUAAUAAGAAAAUGGAACUAUCUGUGGAUUCAAUGCACUUAAGGAGGUAUGGACUAUGGACGAAUAAUGAGUCCUCAACUUCGGGGAGUAAUGCUACCAUUUUUCUUUGGCUGUCAUCAAAUUAUGCCAAACAAAUUGAAAAACAGCUAGGAACAUCUAUAUUAAAUAAGCAAGCUAAGAGCAUUACAUUCAUUUUUAUCAAGCUUUCUCAGCCUCUCACAGAAGAGGAGCAGAACAUGCUGAACAAGAUAAUUCUGGAAGUGAGCAAAACGAAUAUGUCUCCAGACCUCACUGACUCCUUACCUUGGGAGCAAGCCAUUAAAGAAGUCUCCUGUGAAGAAAGCACCUUCAUGGACGAUUGCUAUGAGUCAUUUCAGAAGUUGUUACAGAAGGACAGUGCAUCACUUCUGACUGAGCCACCGCCCCAGGAAUCAAAAUCAAGCCUCACCAAGCCCAAUUACACUUUACUGCGGAGACAAAGUAGUGGUCAAUACUCCUUUUCUAUAUGUUCGACACAAAAGAAUGAAUGGAAAGAGUUGAGAGAAACCAAAGGACCUAUUCGGAACUUGAUUGUUUACCCUCCACCACCUGCCAAAGGGGGGCUAGGCGUCACAAAAGAGGAUCUGGUAUGUUUAGAAUAUGGUGAAUUCCUCAAUGAUGUGAUCAUUGACUUUUACCUCAAGUACCUAUUACUGGAAAAAGCUCCCAAAGAACUUGCUGACCGUUCACACAUAUUUAGCAGUUUCUUCUAUAAGUGCCUGACCAGGACAGAGAAGAACUCUGAAGAAAAUCCAAACCUUUCAAUAGCAGAAAGAAGACACGGAAGAGUAAAAAGGUGGACUCGACAAACAAACAUUUUUAAUAAAGACUAUAUCUUUGUGCCUGUGAAUGAAGAGUCUCAUUGGUACAUUGCAGUCAUCUGCUUCCCUUGGCUAGAAGAAGUUGUAUACGAGGAUAGUCAGGAUCAGUCUUGUCCACAAUCAGGCUUCCAGCAAUUUCCAUGUCGGCCAGAAAUUAAAAGCAAGACUGCUAGAACAGAAACUGUUUUAGUCUUUAAUGAUGCCCAGAAUGAUAAAGAGGACCUAGAAAUAAAUAGCAGCCUGCAGUCCAAAGAUAAUGUUCAACCAGGAACUGUAUCUCCAGGAUUGGAUUCCAAAACUCCUAAAUUUGUGAAUGUUUUUCAGAGUUUCUCAAGCACUUUUAAAAGCAAGAAAGUUUGUAAAAGGCCAUGUAUCCUCAUCUUAGAUUCUCUAAAGGCAACUUCUGUACAGAAUACAGUUCAGGUCUUGAGAGAAUAUCUAGAAGCAGAAUGGGAAGCAAAGUGCAAAACAUGUCGGGAGUUCAACAAAACAACGAUGGUGGAUUUCUGUCCGAGAGUCCCGAAACAGGAUAACAAUAGUGAUUGUGGAGUGUAUUUACUGCAAUAUGUGGAAACUUUCUUCCAGAAUCCUGUUGUUAACUUUGAACUUCCAAUGCACUUGGAGCGCUGGUUCCCUCGCCAUGUGGUGAGAAGCAAGCGAGAAGAAAUUAGAGACUUGAUCUUGCAACUUCACUUGCAGCAGCAGAGUGGCAGCAAAAGCUAGCCAGACUUUUCUUCUGAUCUUCCAGACAAAGACUUUGGUCCAGAAGUAUUAGAAAUCCAAUCAGCAGCAUCUGUGCUUUCAGUCUGGCAAAGAGGAAAAACUCAACUUAACGUUGCGCUUCUAUGUUUAUCCUGGGGUUUUGUAUUUGAUUUGUAUUUCAGGACAUUGUGGGGAAAUGGAGGUAUAUAAAUUUCAAUUAUGUAAUUUAAAGUAAAUAUUUGUGGCACUGUGUAAUUUGAUUUUAAUUUGGGGAAACAGAAGCAUCAUAACAGGAAUGUGCUGCAAAGAUGCGAAAACAUUUCACCCCUAAAAGGUUCAUUUCCAUCUUUCCAAGCACAUCUGGGUCUGGGGGAGCUGAGCCCGCAUGGACGCUUCCCAUGUGAUGUUCCAAAGCUAAACUGAGUGUGCUUGCAGAAAACUCCCUUGUUGUGAAAAAGAUGUAUAAUUCUAGCUACCUUGGUUAAGACAAAUGCUACUGAUCUGCUUCUUGAUUCUUGGGGUAUAUUGGUCUUUCUCAAAGUUAACAUGCAUAAAAACAUUUUACAUUACAUUUUUAAAACUCAAGAACAGAAUGUCAAACCUUGCCUGAAAUUUAGAAAUAUAAGUGGGAGUGAGGGUGUCAUUUUUUCCCAUGGGUAACUGGAUCACGUAGUCCAGAUUGCAGAUUCAGGGCCCUAAUCUCUUUCUGCUAUGCAGCACUUGUUUUAUGGUAUGAAUACUAUGUAUUUUAAUAUAUAUUGAUAUAAGGCCAGAUGGUCUUCACUGUACUGGAUACAGUUGUAGCUUACAUCUGGAAAGAUAUCACCCUGGUGAAAAUUGCUUUAUUUGUUUUAAUCAUGAUAUUUAUUUUGGGGAGGGGAGCAAUGUAAUUAUUAGGCACUUUGACUGUAACCCUAUGCUCAAGCUGGGAGUAAGCCUUGUUGAACACGCUGAAGUCGCAUUGCAGUUAAUAAUGUAACCCAAUUUUACAGAGAGAAUUUUUUUCUUCUUAAAACAAAGUACUACCACUUUACUCAAGACUUAAAAUGUUUAGGCAAAAUGUGUCUUGAAAAGCUGAACACACGUAAUUUUCCUAAGUAUUUAUACUUGAGGCUAAAGCUAUUCAUGGAAGAGGUUCAACUGAAGUAAAUCUCCAUGGUGUGAAGAAGUAGUCACAUUUUUAAAUGUGGGUUGGUUUUGUAUUUGAUAAGGUAGAAGCACUGACUGAAUAAAUAUAGAUAUUUUUUCAGA